AUGAUAGAAACAGAUAAUGAAGCUGUAAGCGACGGGGCAAUGAAUGAAGAAUCCGGCAGCAAAGGGAUACGUCGUCAUGAAUCAUCAUCACGACGGCAGAAAGAAUCGGCAGCAGCUGAAAGCAAUCACGACAAUCUCUCCUCAGAAGAGCUACAGGAAGAAUCAAAGCAAGACGAAGAUAUCAGAACUGAGCAACUAUUGCAACGCAGACAUGGUCGAAGCAAACGACGAGUGAAGGAUGAUACUAUUAGACCAUCAUCAGCAUCAGCAUCAGCAUCAGCAUCAUCAACACCAACAGUAGAUCCUCGAGAAACCAAUCAAAGCCAAUCGUCCAAACGACGGCACAAUAAGAGCCAUCGUCAACGCCGAGAAAACAGUCGAGGAAUUUCAGAACGCUCCAGAUCGAAGCGCCGCCACAAGAGUACCCGAGCGCUGACAGAAGAAAGUACCAUUGAAGAUAAUGAUGCUCAGACGACACAGGACAAUUCUUCGGAUGAUACUCGUCCCCUUGACAUCUUGAGCGACAUUCGAAACUAUGGAGCCUGGGAAGACGAAGAAGAAGCGAAUAAGACAGGGAAAAAGAAGAAAAAGGAAAAGAAGCAAGGGGGUGAUGACGACAGUGAUGAUCCUUCACAAGGAUUCUUGACCAAGAAACGGGUAUGGAUUCUUAUUAUUUGCUUGGUCAUGAUCAUUGGAGGUGGGCUAGCCUACCUCUUUUUGAAUCAUUCUCCUAAUACAGCCACUGCGGAAGACUUGGAGGCCUCAGAGAAGACAACUCCUACACUUGCUUUAGUCACCGAAGAAUUGGAAGUUAGUCCGUCGGCGACCCCAGACAUGUUCUUAUUUCCAAGUUCGAGUCCGAGCCAAGCACUGAUAUACGAUCCGCCAUCACAGGAAGAUUGUCUGGCAAUUAGUAAUGGAGAACUAAUACUCGGACAAGAAGAAUUGCCGAUUGAAACUCUGUACAUUGACAUGGAUGUCACCUUGAGUUCUGCCAACAGUGGCAUGGGAAUGACAGAUACUCCUAGUAUGACGCCCACGUUGUCUCCAUCCAUUCCACCUUCCCAAUUGCCUACCAAUCAACCUUCAAAGAAGCCAACCCAAUCCCCAUCCAAUCUAACCACUCCGUCUCCUACCAGCCCACCAUCCCUACUCCCGACAGCAAAUCCAACUCGGCCACCCACUCGCAAUCCAACGCCUCCUCCUACGGAGAGCUCGGUGCAAACUAGUGCACUAACCAGUCCACAGGAAAUUGUCAGUUCCAAUGGAAUUCUAUCCACUUCGUUGAACAUUAUCGAACGAUCCGUUACGAUUCCAAACAGCAAUAUUCGAAUCAAUGGACGACUGUUGGGUGGUCAGUUUCCAGGCCCGACCUUGCGGCUUCGGGCUGGAGAUACCCUCCAGAUUGACUUUUCCAACGAUCUUUCCGACCAAGGGUUGUCCUACGUGCACAAUCGAUACUCGGGAAUGGACGAUUCCAAUCUGCAUUUUCAUGGGCUCUUUGUCAGUGGUGAAUUGCCAUCGGACGAUGUGACCAUGCAUGUUUCUCCUGGGGAAUCCUACCCUUAUUCUACGGUUCUGCCACCCGAUCAUAUGGGAGGUACCUUUUGGAUGCAUCCCCAUCGUCAUGGAGCCACAGCUCUUCAAGUUGGUGGCGGAGCCAAUUCUGCCAUUAUCAUCGAGGAUGAAGAUGGAACACUGCCCUCGGAGGUGGAAAAUGCAAGAGAAGUCCUUUUCAUUGCCCACUACUUCAACGUCGAAGAGUUAGAACGGGUCGCUCGAAUUGCGGGGGACAGAGUGUUUUCAAUCCGUGGCAACUCGGACAAUGAAUUUGUGACCGUGAAUGGACAACUGAAUCCGACCAUUGAAGUAGAUGCUGGUGAAUGGUUCCGCUUGAGGGUAAUCUGGGUCAACUUUCUCGAAGGUGACUUGGAUCUUCGAAUAAGGAACUGUGAAAUGCAGCUUCUUGCCAAAGACGGGGUCUAUAUUCGAGAUUAUCCGCGACAAAUCUUUGAGGCGCAAGUUCCAUCAGGAGGCAGAGCCGAUAUCAUGGUCCGAUGUCCCGACCCUUCGACGACGUAUGAAAUUGCGGGAAUUGAAGGUGGCUUUGCCACCAUUCGAACGUCGAGUACAGAUGUGAACAGCGCAUCCCUUCAGUCUUGGAGCCCCAGCUACCCGGAUUACCUAACUGAUUUGCGAAAUACGGCUGCUAGUAGUGGCUGCAGCUGCGGUACAUCUCUUCGGGGAACAUCGGUGAACGGACGAUCAUACCCAUCCUCGGAGUCUUACCUUCAUCAAUCCUACAUUGGAGCGGUUGUGCAGCGAAAUGUUGAAGCGGUCCAGCACCCCUAUCAUCAGCAUGUGUAUCCGUUUCAGCUGGUAAGCGGAAGUUCCAAUAGUUACUAUGCCAUUGGAGAUUGGCACGAUGUGGUGAAGGGUAGAUUCAGCGUCCGGUAUUCAACUGAUCGAUAUUCUGGAAAGCUAAUGAUUCACUGCCACCGUCUUGUCCACGAAGACCGAGGCAUGAUGGCGAUGGAGCAAGUCCUUGAAUCUGGAAGCUGCAUUUGUAACUAUAGCUGA
Cylindrotheca closterium is the source of this 2580-nucleotide messenger RNA. NCBI's taxonomy places the organism in Eukaryota, Bacillariophyta, Bacillariophyceae, Bacillariales, Bacillariaceae. The record is from the annotation of a GenBank genome assembly.